Medicago truncatula (barrel medic) is the source of this 2295-nucleotide messenger RNA. RefSeq names its product APO protein 2, chloroplastic. The record is from RefSeq and is a predicted model, not a curated record. The coding region runs from base 599 to 1942 and encodes 447 amino acids. NCBI's taxonomy places the organism in Eukaryota, Viridiplantae, Streptophyta, Magnoliopsida, Fabales, Fabaceae. Gene Ontology annotation, molecular function: RNA binding. The transcript is spliced from 3 exons.
GUUAAAAACAUAACCCUACUUUUCUAUGUUGGAGGCUUGCAGCCGCUCCUCCCUUACACUCAUCUUCUAUUCUCUCUAAAUCAAAAUCUACACUCAUCCAAACAAGUAGAUAUCAAAUUAGAAAGCACAUAUUAGAUCUAAAACAAGUUGAUUAGUUUCAAUCUGUUCAUGCCAUCUUUAUCUUCUUUCCUUCCGUCGUCGAUCUCUCUAUUAUUUUCUUCUCUUCCAGCUUUUCUGAUUUUGUAUUGCCAAUCGUUCUGAUCUGUGAUUUUUUUUCCAAUUUUUCUGAUUUUUUUAAUGACCCGGUUCGGUUCAUUAAACCGGCCGAGUGGCCGAUUUUUACCGGUUUUUAGCGAGUCAUGCCGGUUUUGACCGGUUCAAUUGCAUGCCCGAUCCAAUAAGCAGACCGAACCGGUCAUGUCACCGGUUCACGGUUCAUUAAAUCACUUAUCCUUCCAAAAAAUUAGAUUUUUAUGCAAUUGAUUGUCGCAAACCCAAAACUCUAUCCUCCCAAACCAAACCAAACCACUUCUGUUCUGUCGUUCGUUCGUUCCCUCCCUCUGGUGUAGUUCCAUAUGCUUCAUGCGUGUGGAACCAAAUGGCAUCAACGGUCUCUCUCUCAAACACAAUCGGAUUCUGUCACACCAAACACCACCACAAUAUAGUUAAACUAAACUACACUUCAAAUAUACUUCAAAUCAACACAUUUUCGCGUCGUAAAAUUGGAUAUGAUGAUCAUAUAUGCUUUCGGUUAUAUUGUCUUUCUGGACCUAGAAAGGAAAACAAUCAGAAAAGUGAUUAUGAUGCAACUUCCAAGGACAGUGGCAGUAAGAAUAGAAAUGAAGUGCCUCAAAAUGCUGAUUUUCAUCGUCAUUAUUCGAGAAAGGAGAAGAAGCCUUUUCCAGUUCCCAUUGUUGAACUGCGACGGGCAGCUAGGGAGAGGAUAAAGAAGAUGAAAGAUGAGCCAAGGAGAAAACCAAUGCCGGCACCAAAGAAUGGAUUGCUAGUGAAGAACCUUAUACCAGAAGCAUAUGACGUGUAUAAUGCCAGGAUCACUUUGAUUAAUAAUUUGAAAAAACUGCUCAAAGUAGUACCCGUGCAUGCUUGUGGGUGGUGCAGUGAAAUCCAUGUAGGCCCUGUUGGACAUCCAUUCAAGUCAUGUAAAGGUACACAAUCGAACAUCCGCAAGGGCAUUCAUGAAUGGACAAAUGCACAUGUGGAAGACAUAUUAAUACCGAUUGACGCAUUUCACCUCUAUGAUCGUCUUGGAAAGCGGAUUACUCAUGAACAGAGAUUUUCCAUCCCUCGGAUUCCAGCAGUGGUUGAGCUCUGCAUUCAAGCUGGCGUUAAAAUUCGAGAGUUUCCCACAAAAAGGAGAAGAAAGCCAAUAAUUCGUAUUGGGAAGAAGGAAUUUGUGGAUGCUGAUGAAAGUGAACUACCAGAUGAAGUCCCAGAUAACCCUACGCAACCGUUGAUAGCUGAAAUACCGGAUUCAGAUAUAGUUGCUCCAGUGAACAAGGAGGAAGUAGUCCACCUUGCCGAGGAAACACUCCAAGCAUGGGAACAAAUGAGGAAAGGCACCAAGAGACUAAUGAGGAUGUACCACGUGAGGGUCUGUGGAUAUUGCCCUGAAAUUCAUGUUGGCCCUAGCGGGCACAAAGCUCAAAAUUGUGGGGCACACAAACACCAACAACGCAAUGGGCAGCAUGGUUGGCAAUCUGCAGUGCUUGAUGACUUGAUACCGCCGAGAUUUGUGUGGCAUGUUCCUGAUGUAAAUGGACCACCACUGGAACGAGAGCUUAAGAAUUUCUACGGGCAGGCUCCGGCUGUGGUGGAAAUGUGCAUUCAGGCUGGUGCUGCUUUACCCGAACAAUAUAAAUCAACCAUGCGCCUUGAUGUCGGGAUCCCUUCAACUCUUAGAGAAGCUGAAAUGGUAGUUUGAGAUUUAAGUGUAAAUGCAUGUUUGAUGUAGAAAGUCAAAAUGAAUGUACUUGGAAAAUACUAAAAUAACAUUAUGUGGGUAGUUCUGGUUGGGAUUUUUUUUUCUUUCGGUUAAAAUACACUUUGUGUCAUCUACUGUCCUCACCACAUUGUAAAAGACCAACAAAAUUGGUGUCAGAUUGACGGAGCAAAAAUAACUUGAUCCAAGCUUCCUUGCAAUCUUUUCCUGUCAACUUUUAAAGAAGGCUAGGAGGGUACCUGUUUGGAAAUUUUUUGCUUGCUGGACAUUAAAAAAAUAAUUGUUAUGCCAUGAUUAAUCUCAAUUAUGAAAAGGCUAGUACUUUGUUAUUGUAA